CUGCUGCAGCUGCACACACACAUCGAACUUCCUCCUCCUCCUCCUCUCUCUCGUUCUACCUCCUCCUCUUCUUCAUCACUGCAGCUCUCGCCGACGGCAGGUCCACUGGAUGGUGGAGCCCUCUUUUUCCUCCCUUCAUCAUAUAUACACACAAACACACACACAGAGCGAGAUUGAGAGAGAGAGAGAGAGAGAGAGAGAGAGAGACCGACAGACCGACACACUCACGCAGGACCGCGGGAUCGCUGUCCGGGCUGUAGUUCGGGACGCGCGGGAGACUCCACGCAUUCUCCGGAUUUCAGCGGACCUCGGUAACCUCAGGCUCCCUCUCCAUCUGUCGGACUGCUGCUUUUAAAGUGCUGGUUGUGUUUGAGGCGGAGCGACACAGAAAAGAAGAGCGGACAACUUGAUAAUAGGCAAUUGAACUGAUUAGAUGAUAGGCCUUAUGUGGAUUUGUCAAAGAUGAACCGCGUCGAGACGAUGCGCUGAGACGCAAACGGCCCAGGCUCUCCGGUUGUGCGCUCAUCCAGAGGCUGCAGCUAACGGAGAGAGAGAGAGAGAAGGGUGGACUGCGGAAGAAAAGAGAGAGGGGAAGAAAAAAAAAGCCAAGAGGUUUCUGCUCCAUAAAGGUUGUGCCUGACUCAAAAAGGAGCGAGUCUCGCCCCUGGAACAGGGGGCGGAUCAGCGGAGAGGUAGAAGUCUAUCCAAACGAUGGCCACCCUACUGCGGAAGAUCGGUCUGAUCCGUCUGCACGACCGAGACACGGAGGACCCGAAGCACCACCAGGGCUCGCUGAAGGGGACCAAGGGGAACCAGAAGAACAACGCCAACAAACACUGUCAGACCGCCAACGAGACCAACCUGCUGAGCACCCCGGAGAUCAAGGCGAGGAAGCUGGACCAGCACGGCAAGGACAAGCAGGGCAAGGAUGCGAAGGAGAAGCAGCAGACGGUGGGUGGAGGCGGAGGUGGCGGCGGAGGAGGAGGUGGCGGCGGCGGGAGCAAAGCCUCCAGCGCCUCCUCCGUGCCGCCACUGGCGCCCCACCGGCAGCACUGCACCCAGGUGCGGACGCGGCGGCUGAUGAAGGAGCUGCAGGAGAUCCGGAGGUUAGGGGACAACUUCAUCACGGUGGAGCUGGUGGAGGACAACCUGUUCGACUGGAACGUCAAGCUGCACCAGGUGGACAAGGACUCGGCGCUGUGGCAGGACAUGAAGGAGACCAGCACCGAGUUCAUCCUGCUCAACGUCACCUUCCCCGACAACUUCCCCUUCUCGCCGCCGUUCAUGCGGGUCCUCACGCCGCGCCUGGAGAACGGCUACGUCCUGGACGGCGGGGCCAUCUGCAUGGAGCUGCUGACCCCCCGCGGGUGGUCCAGCGCCUACACGGUGGAGGCGGUGAUGAGGCAGUUCGCUGCCAGCCUUGUAAAAGGACAGGGCCGUAUUUGCAGGAAAUCAGGAAAGUCCAAGAAAGCUUUUAGUCGUAAAGAGGCUGAGGCCACAUUCAAGUCCCUGGUGAAGACCCACGAGAAGUACGGCUGGGUGUCCCCGCCCAUUUCCGACGGCUGAGUGUCCUGCCGCCAUCCCUCCACCCGCCCGUGCUAGCCGGAGAGAAGAAGAAGAAAAAAAAAAAACAAGCUAGCCUCGACACGCAAAACAACACACCAUGCUAACUCAAAAA
Messenger RNA from Poecilia latipinna (sailfin molly), 1678 nucleotides. It is a transcript of the gene ube2ql1, whose product is annotated as ubiquitin conjugating enzyme E2 QL1. The transcript is spliced from 3 exons. NCBI's taxonomy places the organism in Eukaryota, Metazoa, Chordata, Actinopteri, Cyprinodontiformes, Poeciliidae. The record is from RefSeq and is a predicted model, not a curated record. The coding region runs from base 712 to 1566 and encodes 284 amino acids.